Messenger RNA from Toxoplasma gondii ME49, 1974 nucleotides. It is a transcript of the gene TPX1, whose product is annotated as thioredoxin-dependent peroxidase TPX1/2. NCBI's taxonomy places the organism in Eukaryota, Apicomplexa, Conoidasida, Eucoccidiorida, Sarcocystidae. Gene Ontology annotation, molecular function: glutathione peroxidase activity. Gene Ontology annotation, biological process: response to oxidative stress. The record is from RefSeq and is a predicted model, not a curated record. Bases 436 to 1437 code for a protein of 333 amino acids. The transcript has 5 exons.
ACGAUGACGAACGCCGACCCGUUUCCCAGCUCACAGCACACACGAGUAACAGGGCACUUGAAAAGGCUGGUUCGGCACCCAUAUUCACGGUAUUUUCUGUCUGUCUCGGCUUUCUAGGCGUGUGCGUCUUUCCGUGGCAAGAACCAAUGCGUUUUUCGCGAGUCGUCUUACGGUGGGCAGAGCGCCCUUGUUGAAAACGGGCGUGUUGAGUGCGCAGGUUGUCUGAGGUUCUAUGCUUCUUCAUUUGGGGAAAGAGGGAGACCGACGUGACUGUCAGACCGAGAAGAAAGCUGGCAGAUCCGCUGGCAGUUUGUGUUCUCAGUGCAGAGUGCUGUUCGUGGCGGGACGGGCAGACGUCCUUGGAUUGCGACGAAAGCAGGCGUUUGGGAUACGCUGCGACGGUUGGACCCGAUUUCGAGAGCCUCUCAAGCGCAAAUGCUUCCUCUCUGCGCGUCUUCUCAGAUGUAUCUCGGACAGGAGUGCCUGUCUUGCCCAGUGCUGCCGCGUCUUUGCUUGGCUACAUGUUUGGGGGCGUUGUACGGUCGCGCUUUUUGGCGGACAAAUAAACGGACUGCUGGUCACGGCAAAAAGUGGCUCGGCGCGCAUGGAAAAGAGAAAUUCCACUGCUUCUCCGGGUCGUUUUUCCUUGCAAAAACACUGACUUCCGCGAAGUCUUUCUUCGGCCGGUUUUCCUCCUUGGUUCCCCCUUCUGUGUUUACGACUCCGCGAAAGCAAUCUGCAUUUCGUUUCAGCCACCUGAUUCCCACACGCAGCCCACUUUCAGCGCAGUACCCAGGCCUCAAGUUCCUCUCCAGCUUUUCUUUUCUCAGGAUGGGGAUCGGCGGCAGCAGAGCUGCUUUCGCGCCGGACCAAAUUCCGGUCUCGUUCAGCACCAUUACUUUCAACGACAUAUACGGCGUUCAGCGCUCCCUCGGCGAAUGGGAUGGAAAAGUGAAGAUCGUGGUAAACGUCGCGUCCAACUGCGGUCUGACGAAGGCCCACAACAAGGAGUUCAUCGAGCUGAGAGAAAAAAUUGGUACCGAUGCCUUCGAGAUUUUGGCUUUUCCUUCCCGCCAGUUCGCCAACCAGGAGUUCGCAGACAUCGCGGAGACUCAGCAGUUCUGCGAGCGCGUCAAGAUCCCUUUCCCUGUCUUCACGACUUCUGACGUUAACGGCCCAGAGACGAACCCCGUUUUUCUCUAUUGCAAAUGGAACAGCGACAGUUUCUACCAUCCCGUGAAGAACAGCAAGAGCGCAAAACUCAGUGACAUUGGCUGGAACUAUGGCAAGUUUCUCGUAGACAAAGACAACGGCGUGUACAAGUACUACGGCCCGAGGACGAAACCGCUUGAGAUGGAAGAAGACAUCAGGAAACUCAUCGCGGGUCAAGCGAAGGGCAUGAAACGCAAUGCGGCAGGCGAGCUGAAGCCUCUCUGAGGUUUCAUACGGAUGACCUCGAAAAAUGCCGAAAGCGCACCGGUCACGCGGGACGCAGGGGAUGUGUGGGGUACAACUACCUGCUCCGUUUUUCCCCUAUUUUCCUGUCACCCUGGCUUGUGACGCACUCGCUGUGUGCCUCAUUUCAGAGAAAGAAGGACCAGUGAAUUCCUAGGUUCUGUACAGGGAACCUACGUCGAUGCAAUUGCGUCGCCCGUCGAGUUGCCUGCGCAUAAACACUUUACAUUUCUCUCUGUUUCCCCUUUUCCCCGUGUUUCAUUUUCCGUGUUUUGUUAGUUGUUGGUUCCGGUCAACGGCUACACCAACGACGAGGUGGCUUGACAGUGGGUCUGUUACUGACGCACGUUCAGAUAGCGCUUUUUUUGGUGUGUGCAUUUUACGCAACGCUAUUUUGACUGACCCGUUAUGUGUCCAUGAGCGUAAACAGGGAGACGUGUUGAAUUCUUUUUAAGUUUUUGCGCAGAUGGUCGUAGCAGUAGAGGAGAGCACCCUUUGUUCCUUCUUCCACACAUCGAC